Messenger RNA from Geodia barretti, 200 nucleotides. Lineage: Eukaryota; Metazoa; Porifera; Demospongiae; Tetractinellida; Geodiidae. The record is from the annotation of a GenBank genome assembly.
UCCAGCCGUGCGGUAACCAAGAUUGCUACCCCUUCCCGUACUGUUGCCGUACCAACCUCCUGUCGUCCCGGCAACAACAAUACCAGUCUUCGUUCUCCUGGCUCUGAUGAUGUCAUUGUUAGUGCCAGGAUCGUAAAAUAACACAUUGUCAGCUCAAGGUCAUCGCUAGUUGUCUGGUUGAGGGUUUUGGUGAAAUAUGG